AAAACAAGACACAAAACAACAAAAACAAAACAGGAAACCACAAAAAUGAGACACAAUACAACAAAAAUGAGACAGAAAAUGACCAAAACUUCAUCACCAGGUUCUGCUAACAUGUUGUGGGAAACGUUCCAUGAAUAAUAAUUAUUAUUUAAAAUAUUAUGUUGAUAAAAAAAUGUUCCCACAAUUACAGAGACAUCAAUGAAAAAUAAAACCAGUAAAAGUAGAUUUAAAUGAGAUUCUAACUGUUUUAUCAGAGAUCCAGUUUGGUCAUCAGGGGGGAGGACAAGAGAAAAAUGGCAUUUUAGGGGAACUCCAGACUUAUUUGGGAUUUAAAAUAUUUUAAACAUUCUUUUCUCCUAGUUUUUAUAGAUUUGGUCUCAGGACAAGAGCAUUUCCACACUACUGAUGUUUUAGGGUUUAAUAUGUGGAUUAUUGGAUGUAAAACGUCCUCCAGGUCUGGGAUGAUCCUCCUAAACUGAGGCUCUGACGGUGGAAAUGCUGCAGCUGCUUCACUAGAACAGUUUUUUUUAGCUCUGCACUGAGUUUGACUCCUGUUUUUCGACUCCUCCAGGUGAAGCCGUCCAUCUGGCUCGGGACUUUGGUUAUGUUUGUGAGACGGAGUUUCCAGCCAGAGCCACAGCUGAGUAUCUGUGCAGGCAGAGCGAACCGGACCAGCUUCCAACACGACGCAGCAUGCUGCUGGCCACCAAGGAGAUCUGUAAGGAGUUCGUGGACCUGAUGUCCCAGGAUCGCUCUCCUCUGGGGGGCAGCCGGCCGACCCCCUGCCUGGAGCCGGGCGUCCAGGGCAGCCUCACCCACUUCAGCCUCCUCACCCACGGCUUCGGGACGCCGGCCAUCUGUGCAGCACUGUCCGCCUUCCAGAGCUACCUGAUGGAGGCCAUCAAGAUGCUGGACAAAGGAGAAGGAGGGAAGAGCCACCACGACAAGGAGAUGAAGCACCGCAAGUAGAGGACGGACACCUGGACAGAUGAACACCUGGACGGAUGAACACCUGGAUGGAUGGACACUUGGACGGAUGGACACCUGGAUGGAUGGACACUUGGACGGAUGGACACCUGGACGGAUGAACACCUGGAUGGAUGGACACUUGGACGGAUGGACACUUGGACGGAUGAACACCUGGAUGGAUGGACACUUGGACGGAUGGACACCUGGACGGAUGGACAACUGGAUGGAUGGAUGAUCACCUGGACGGAUGGACACCUGGAUGAACACCUGGAUGGGUGAACACCUGGAUGAACACCUGGAUGGAGGGGAGAUGAACAAUGACGGACUCUGACCUUCACCUUAGGGAUACAAACUGAGACUUUUAGCUCCCAGAAGCUCCUCCAACUGGACGGUUUCUGACUCACCUGGACCUGUUGCCAUGACGGCUGCAUCUCUUCAGGACUGCUUUUACUUCCUGUUUUUAUUAAUGUGUCACCUGUGUGUUGUCAAAGCCGCCACACCUUCACACACGUCGGAAUGGACUCACCUGGAGCGUCAUAAAGCCAUAUCCGAGACAACGACGGCCCUCCGCUCCUCUGGAACUCUGGGAGACGUUCACCUGGUGGACAGGUGCAGCUUCCUGUCGGACAGGUGCAGCUUCCUGUCGUAGUUCUUCUUCUGUUUGUAGCGGGUGGUCAUGGGAAACGGAGUUCUCUGCAGGAGGAGUGAGAGGCAGCUAAAGGGUUCUUUUAUUUGAAGUACUUCGUGUUGGUAACUUAAGAAAAUGGCACAAAUCAUUUUGUACUUUCUGUGUAUGUUUAUUAUUAAUGUUAUUAUUAUUAUUAUUAUUAUUAUUAUUAUUAUUAUUAUUAUUAUUAUUAUUAUUAUUAUUAUUAUUAUUAUUAUUAUUAUUGUAUUACGGCAUAAAUGUAAUAUAUUAUUAAAGAAUUAAGAACUGA
Messenger RNA from Amphiprion ocellaris (clown anemonefish), 1907 nucleotides. RefSeq names its product transcription factor AP-2-epsilon-like. The coding region runs from base 694 to 969 and encodes 91 amino acids. The record is from RefSeq and is a predicted model, not a curated record. NCBI's taxonomy places the organism in Eukaryota, Metazoa, Chordata, Actinopteri, Pomacentridae. Gene Ontology annotation, cellular component: nucleus. Gene Ontology annotation, biological process: regulation of transcription by RNA polymerase II; regulation of cell population proliferation; anatomical structure development. The transcript has 2 exons. Gene Ontology annotation, molecular function: RNA polymerase II transcription regulatory region sequence-specific DNA binding; DNA-binding transcription factor activity, RNA polymerase II-specific.